GCUAGUACAGUGGCGAUGACAGUUGUAAACACUUAGACAACGCGUGUUUUACUAGUUUUAUUUCAUUUUUGGUCCUUUAAAUGCUGUCAAAUGCUCAUUAACCGCUGGUCUCGGCUGUGCUCUCUGUGUAGCCGCGGAGUUUACAGCAGCAGAGGAAGGAGAGCAGGAUGGAGGGCACUAACAAGAGGACACACCGGUGCGAAGUAUGCUAACAUCACAGAGGUGCAACACUGCUGGGGGACAGUCAAACGCCUCUGUCACAGUGAUUUUGCGGACUUGUACAAGCAUAAGUCUGUUCAGAGGUAUCUUCAGCAGCUCAUGGAGGAGCACAGAGAGCUCGGAAAGAAGUUAGAGCAUGCAUACCUCAGCGAGUCAGACAGAAAAGCGCUUAAGAAGAAACACACAGAGCUGCUGCCUCUGGCAAAGGUGUUUGAGAGGAUUGAAGAAGCCCUGCAAGACUUAGAGGAAGUCCUCUCACUUCUGCAUAGUUCAGCAGGUACCAAAGAUGAAGAUGAGCAGUUGACCCAGCUGCUGAAAGAGGAGGAAGCACAAAUAUCCCGCAAGAUUUUGGCCUUAAGAAAAGACUUGAUCAGCGCUCUUGUGCCCGCUGACCCUCUGGACUCCAGUAAUAUUCUCCUGGAGGUUGUAUCAGGACGGACAACAGGAGGUGACAUCUGCCAGCAGUUCACCAGCGAGAUGUUUGACAUGUACCAGGGUUUUGCUUAUUACAAGAAUUGGGAUUUUGAGGUUUUGAACUAUACACCUGCUGAAUAUGGUGGUCUGCACCACGCAGCAGUGAGAAUAGCCGGGGAGAAGGUGUACAGACAUCUGAAGCAUGAAGGAGGAACUCAUCGGGUGCAGAGGAUCCCUGAGGUGGGCCUCUCCUCCAGGAUGCAGCGUAUCCACACAGGAACAAUGACUGUCAUCAUCCUGCCUCAGCCGGUGGAGUUUGACGUCCACAUUGAUCCAAAGGAUCUCCGCAUCGACACGUUCAGAUCUCGAGGUCCUGGGGGACAAAGUGUCAACACGACAGACAGCGCAGUGCGCGUCGUUCAUCUCCCCUCCGGUAUAACAGCUGAGUGUCAGCAGAGUCGCUCUCAGCUGCAAAACAGGGACACCGCCAUGCGUGUGCUGCGGGCCCGGCUCUACCAGAGCAUGAUGGGUAAAGAGACUGAGCAGAGACAUACAGCGAGGAAGCGGCAGGUGGUGGGCACACGUUCUCAGUCAGAGAGGAUUCGAACCUACAACUUCAGCCAGGAUCGUGUGACAGACCACAGGACUGGAUACGUUACCAGAGAUAUUAAGGAGUUCAUGAGAGGAGGGGAGGCUCUCCAGGAUCUGAUCAACGACGUACUUGAACGUGCAGAGCGGGAGUCUCUUCUGGAGCUGGUGGAGAGCAGCAGCAGUCUGAAACCACCAGAGUCUGGACAGUCUGCAGACUGACAGCUUCCAGCCAUGUGUACUGAACAUAAAGUAUGUCGUUAAUUGGAUGCAUUUAUUUCUCCAACACUCAUUCCAGUGAAGUGACAGCAUGCCUGGCCUCAGAUAUUUUAAUGUGUGCUUGUGCAGUAGUUGGAAUGCAAAUGAUGUUGAAGAUUGUCAGAUGAACUGCAGCUCACUCAAGAGGAUUUUAUUUUGUAAUAAAAUAUUAAUUUAUGCAUUUUGUGUCACUAAUUCCUUAAAUAAUACAGUUAAGUUUCCAGAAAGAUCUCCAGGGAGGCAGGGAGCAUAAACCCAACAAUCAUAGCGGCCAUUCAAGUAAGUCAGUUUCCUUUCAUAUUUGAUCUUAUUACACAAUUUAUUGACUUAAUUAAAAAGCUCAAAGGACCUUUUUUUUGGGGAGAAGCACUGGUGACAAACGGUCCGUCGAGACAGAUAAUUAUGAAGACUUUAGCGGUAUAAGCAUGGAAAACAAACAAAACACUUUGCAGCAUUUGCAUUUUUUGGGGGAGAAGCACCGGUGUUGGAAUUUGGUCGUCCUUUUGUCUUGGCAGUUUGUAACGUGGAGUCCUUGAAAUGAGCGUGAGCCUGAUAUUUUGACUACACACCAGGUAAAAACUUGUAAUAUAAUAUAACGUAAACAGACAUCCGUCAUGUUUGUUGUCAGUA
This is a messenger RNA of Plectropomus leopardus (leopard coralgrouper), 2109 nucleotides long. RefSeq names its product mitochondrial translational release factor 1 (gene mtrf1). Gene Ontology annotation, molecular function: translation release factor activity. Gene Ontology annotation, cellular component: mitochondrion. The record is from RefSeq and is a predicted model, not a curated record. Gene Ontology annotation, biological process: mitochondrial translational termination. Lineage: Eukaryota; Metazoa; Chordata; Actinopteri; Perciformes; Serranidae.